Messenger RNA from Ochotona curzoniae (black-lipped pika), 3492 nucleotides. RefSeq names its product potassium voltage-gated channel subfamily H member 3 (gene KCNH3). The coding region runs from base 53 to 3280 and encodes 1075 amino acids. The record is from RefSeq and is a predicted model, not a curated record. NCBI's taxonomy places the organism in Eukaryota, Metazoa, Chordata, Mammalia, Lagomorpha, Ochotonidae. Gene Ontology annotation, molecular function: voltage-gated potassium channel activity. Gene Ontology annotation, biological process: potassium ion transmembrane transport; regulation of membrane potential. Gene Ontology annotation, cellular component: membrane. The transcript is spliced from 15 exons.
GCUGAGUCCCCGCGCCCCGGAGGGAUGGGGCAGGCGGCCGUGGCAGCCUAAGAUGCCGGCCAUGCGGGGGCUCCUGGCGCCGCAGAACACCUUCUUGGACACCAUCGCCACGCGCUUCGACGGCACGCACAGUAACUUUGUGCUGGGCAAUGCCCAGGUGGCGGGGCUGUUCCCCGUGGUCUACUGCUCCGAUGGCUUCUGCGACCUCACGGGCUUCUCCAGGGCCGAGGUCAUGCAGCGGGGCUGCGCCUGCUCCUUCCUCUACGGGCCGGACACCAGCGAGCUGGUCCGCCAGCAGAUCCGCAAGGCCCUGGACGAACACAAAGAGUUCAAGGCCGAGCUGAUCCUCUACCGGAAGAGUGGGCUCCCAUUCUGGUGUCUCCUGGAUGUGAUACCCAUAAAGAAUGAGAAAGGGGAGGUGGCCCUCUUCCUGGUCUCCCACAAAGACAUCAGCGACACCAAGACCCGAGGGGGCCCUGACAACUGGAAGGAAACAGGUGGUGGCCGCCGCCGCUAUGGCCGGGCAGGAUCUAAAGGCUUUAAUGCUAACCGGCGGAGAAGCCGGGCCGUGCUCUACCACCUGUCUGGGCACCUGCAGAAGCAACCCAAGGGCAAGCAUAAGCUCAACAAGGGGGUGUUUGGUGAGAAACCAAACCUGCCCGAGUACAAAGUGGCCGCCAUCAGGAAGUCGCCCUUCAUCCUGCUGCACUGCGGGGCUCUGAGGGCCACGUGGGAUGGCUUCAUCCUGCUGGCCACGCUCUACGUGGCGGUCACUGUGCCCUACAGCGUGUGCGUGAGCACGGCGCGGGAGCCCAGCGCCGCCCGCGGCCCACCCAGCGUCUGCGACCUGGCGGUGGAGGUGCUCUUCAUCCUGGACAUCGUGCUGAAUUUCCGCACCACGUUCGUGUCCAAGUCAGGCCAGGUCGUGUUCGCCCCCAAGUCCAUCUGCCUCCAUUACGUCACCACCUGGUUCCUGCUGGACGUCAUCGCGGCGCUGCCCUUCGACCUGCUCCACGCCUUCAAGGUCAACGUGUACGUCGGGGCGCACCUGCUGAAGACCGUGCGGCUGCUGCGGCUGCUGCGGCUGCUCCCGCGGCUGGACCGCUACUCGCAGUACAGCGCUGUGGUGCUGACGCUGCUCAUGGCCGUGUUCGCCCUGCUCGCCCACUGGGUCGCCUGCGUCUGGUUCUACAUCGGCCAGCAGGAGAUUGAGAACAGUGAAGCGGAGUUGCCCGAGAUCGGCUGGCUGCAGGAGCUGGCCCGCCGCCUGGAGACGCCCUACUAUCUGGUGGGCCGGUCGCCCGCAGACAGGAACGGCUCUGGGCCAAAUGACAAUUGCACUAGCAGCCCAGGCGAGGCCAACGGGACUGGGCUGGAGCUCCUGGGUGGCCCUUCACUGCGCAGCGCCUACAUCACCUCGCUCUACUUCGCACUCAGCAGCCUCACCAGCGUGGGCUUCGGCAACGUGUCCGCCAACACGGACACGGAGAAGAUCUUUUCCAUCUGCACCAUGCUUAUUGGCGCCCUGAUGCACGCAGUGGUGUUUGGCAACGUGACGGCCAUCAUCCAGCGCAUGUACGCCCGCCGCUUCCUCUACCACAGCCGCACCCGUGACCUGCGAGACUACAUCCGCACGCACCGCAUCCCCAAGCCCCUCAAACAGCGCAUGCUCGAGUGCUUCCAGGCCACCUGGGCAGCGAACAACGGCAUCGACACGGCCGAGCUGCUUCAGAGCCUCCCGGACGAGCUGCGCGCAGACAUCGCCAUGCACCUGCACAAGGAGGUCCUGCAGCUGCCGCUGUUCGAGGCCGCCAGCCGCGGCUGCCUGCGGGCCCUGUCGCUGGCCCUGCGGCCCGCCUUCUGUACACCGGGCGAGUACCUCAUCCACCAGGGUGACGCCCUCCAGGCCCUCUACUUCGUGUGCUCCGGCUCCAUGGAGGUGCUCAAGGGCGGCACGGUGCUUGCCAUCCUAGGGAAAGGCGAUCUGAUUGGCUGUGAGCUGCCGAGACGUGAGCAGGUGGUUAAGGCCAAUGCCGAUGUGAAGGGGCUCACGUACUGUGUCCUUCAGUGUCUGCAGCUGGCAGGGUUGCAUGAGAGCCUCGCGCUGUACCCCGAGUUUGCUCCACGCUUCAGCCGCGGCCUCCGAGGGGAGCUCAGCUACAACCUGGGUGCUGGAGGAGGCUCUGCAGAGGUGGACACCAGUUCCCUGAGUGGUGACAACACCCUCAUGUCCACGCUGGAGGAGAAGGAGACAGAUGGGGAGCAGGGCCCCACAGUCUCCCCGGCACCUGCCGAGGAGCCCUGCAGUCCCCUGCUGUCCCCUGGCUGCACCUCUGCGUCCUCAGCUGCCAAGCUGCUGUCCCCGUGUCAAACGGCGCCACGGCCUCGCCUGGGUGGCAGAGGGCGGCCAGGCAGGGCAGGGGCUUCCAAGGAGGAGGCCGGACCCUCUGCUCACCCGCGGACCCUGGAGGGGCUGCGGCUGCCCCCUGUGCCAUGGAUCGUGCCUCCAGAGCUCAGCCCCAGGGUUGUGGAUGGCAUUGAGGAUGGUUGUGGCUCCUCGGACCAGCCUAAGUUUUCUUUCCGUGUGGGCAAGCCUGGUCCAGAAUGCAGCAGCAGCCCUUCCCCAGUGCCAGACAAUGGCCUGCUUACUGUCCCCCUUGGGCCCAGCGAGACGAGGAAUACAGACACCCUUGACAAGCUCCAGCAGGCGGUGAUGGAGCUGUCUGAGCAGGUGCUGCAGAUGCGGGAGGGGCUCCAGUCCCUCCGGCAGGCCGUGCAGCUUGUGCUGGCUCCUCCGGGGGAAGCCCAGUGCCCGGCCAGCCCCUCAGAGCUCCUGCGGCCCCUGCGGGUGGACACCGAGCCUGGCUCCCAUGGCCUGCAGCCCCCAGCUGGCUCUGUCUCCAGCGGAACCUGGCCCCAUCCACGAGGACCCUCUCCUCUCCUGGCACCCUGGCCCUGGGGCCCCCCAGCAUCUCAGAGCUCCCCCUGGCCUCGAGCCUCUGCCCUCUGGGCCUCUGCCUCUGACUUGGAGCCCCCUGCCUCAGAAGAACUCUGCUCUGAGUCCAGCACCCCAGCCUCACCGCCUCCUCCCGAGGAAGGAGCCAGGACUGGUGCCCCCGAGUGUGUGAGUCAGGCCGAGACCACCAGCACUGGAGAGCCCCCUCCGGGGCCAGGGGGCCUGGCCUUGCCCUGGGACCCCCACAACCUAGAGAUGGUGCUCAUCGGCUGCCAUGGCUCUGGCUCGGUGCAGUGGACCCAGGAAGAAGGCACCGGGGUCUGAGCGCCACCUCCGGCCUGUGCGCUGUGCCCGUGGCUGCAGGUAUAGCAAGGUGGCCAGGGCUCUGCCUGCCAGGCCUGCUUUCUGCCACGCCCCAGCCUCAGGAUGCUGUGCUGCCCGCUGGCUCAGGGUAGGGAGCUGGACAGUACUAUGCUGCAGCACCUAGGCCAGGCUGGGGAUCUUUAGGGACCCCCUCCUGGGAUCCCCCAGGUCAG